AUGAGCGAGAACUCGCCUUCGUUGGGCAGCGCCCUCGCGGCCAUGAACCUCCGCGAUGAUAAUGACGGCAUCACUGCCAGCGAGAAGAAGCAGCAAUUCCCCAAGAUUCCCUACGAGGUCGUUCUUCUCAUAUGUGAGAGCCUUGUCGAUAUCGCUUAUGACAAAGCCUGCGAGCAGCCCAUGACUUGGCAAAUCACGGCUCCCAAGGCGGACGCCUCGUCUGCUCCGCUCUACGUUGUCACCGACAAGCACCGCCAACGUCCCGAGCCAGACAUGAAGAGACGCUUCCAGAUCUUCAAGGACAUCCGCCAGGUCAACCGCAAGACUCGCAUAAUGGUCGAUAAGGCCUUCCCCCGUGCUAUCAUGUACCACCAGCGCGACUGGGGCGACACCAACGACCAUGACGUCAAGGAGGAGAUGUGGCCUCCUAUCUGGAUCUGCCCCGACGCCGACAUCUGGCAGUUCAGACUGACGCACCCGCGCCUGGCCGCCGAGCAGUUCAACCGCGCCCUCGGAGCCUUCUGGUCCCCCGACCUCACGCCCGAGUCGAAGGAGAUCGUGAAGCACAUCCAGACGUUGAAGGUCCGAAACCUCAAUUUCCUGAUCAACCGAUUCGAGGCCCAGUGGGAACUGGCGGCUCUGCCGAACCUCAAGCAGAUCCAUAUGAUCACCAGCUGCUUUUGGCCCCCCAACAUGGCGAACGCCGACCUGGAGUAUCUCUGGCCCGUCGAUCAAGGCGUGGCCUCGAUCCCCCACUUCCCCCACUUCUCUUCAGCCCAACUCAACCACGUGUUUGGUAAGCUGUGGGAGAAAGGAGUCAAGAUUACCAUGGUUGACAGAUUCCCGAUUGUUUCCAGUGUCGUCAUGGAGAUGAUUGGCACUCGUUAUGGUGUCCAUCGAGCUACAUGA
Messenger RNA from Colletotrichum siamense, 909 nucleotides. RefSeq lists its product as uncharacterized. Bases 1 to 909 code for a protein of 302 amino acids. NCBI's taxonomy places the organism in Eukaryota, Fungi, Ascomycota, Sordariomycetes, Glomerellales, Glomerellaceae. The transcript is spliced from 3 exons. The record is from RefSeq and is a predicted model, not a curated record.